UGAUGCUGAGCCCAUGGUUGAUACUUACAGCUACCACUAUUACGAUCUAAUAUAAAGUACAUGAAGGUAGAUAUUAGCUGCAGCCGUAUCGAUAUGUUACGUGGGCCUGUUUAAACUGUCAUGCACGUCACUACUAAUCAACUUUUCUGUCGCGAUCACAGUAGAUACGCGAGCGAGAGUGUAGCGGGAAUUUAUUUAGUAAUCGGCCGGCAGCCGCUGGCUUGGCUUGGUUUUCUGGUUAUCGGCGUAGCGACGUGGACCAAUAUUCCGAGCUUAGUGUUUUUUAUUUUUUUCAUUAGGGUAAGUGAUUUUUUCGUACAUACGCUACUAAUAAACUCUACUCUUGGGACUGUUAUUUUUAGAUUAGCUACAUGUUACAGCUCCACUGUUAUAAUGUGUGGUUGCACGAGGAUCCUGAGAGCCUGCAAGCCGCUGCCCCCGUCAUGGCACCUGCGGCUUUACAGUUCUUCAUCUGCUCCCCCCACCAUCCCUGGAGUGCCAUAUAAGAAACUCACUGUUGGCAUACCUAAAGAAAUUUGGAAUGAAGAAAGGAGGGUGGCCGUUGUACCAGCAGUAGUUAGCAAAUUAGUAAAAAAGGGUUUUAGUGUUAAUGUCGAAGAGAAUGCUGGAUUUUCGGCCAACUUCAACAAUAAGUUAUAUGAGGAGGCUGGUGCUAAAAUAACCUCUACAAAGGAUACAUUCCAACAAUCUGAUAUCGUUCUAAAAGUCCGUCCACUUUUAGAUAAUGAACUUCCAAAUAUAAGGAAUGAAAGUACUUUAAUAUCAUUUUUAUACCCUGCUCAAAACCAAGACUUAAUCAAGAAACUUGCUGCCAAGAGGAUUAAUGCGUUUGCAAUGGACUGCGUGCCGCGCAUCAGCCGCGCGCAGGCUUUCGACGCGCUGAGCUCCAUGGCCAACGUGGCCGGCUACCGCGCCGUCAUCGAGGCCGCCGCCAACUUCCCCAGGUUUUUCUCUGGUCAGAUGACAGCGGCGGGACGCGUGCCGCCGUGCCGCGUGCUGGUGGUGGGCGGUGGCGUGGCGGGGCUGGCCGCGGCCGCGCAGGCGCGCUGCAUGGGCGCCGCUGUGCGCGCCUUCGAUACGCGUCCCGCCGUGCGCGAGCAAAUCGAAAGUCUUGGCGCGCAGUUCAUAACUAUGGAUGUUAAGGAGGAUGGUUCAGGAGAAGGUGGCUACGCCAAGGAGAUGAGUGAAGACUUCCUUAACGCCGAGAGAGCCCUGUUAGGAAAGGAAGCAAGAACUUCUGAUGUCGUUAUAACUACUGCUCUCAUCCCGGGCAAGCCCGCGCCCCUGCUCAUUUUGGAGGACGCGGUCCGCGACAUGGCAGCGGGCAGUGUGAUCGUCGACCUGGCCGCGGAGAUGGGCGGCAACGUGCAGACCACCAAGAAGGGCGUCGUCACCACGGUGCACGGAGUCACGCACAUCGGGCUCACCGACAUGCCCAGCAGGAUGCCGGCGCACGCCUCCACGCUUUACGCUAACAAUAUCUCUGGACUGCUUCUUAGCAUGGGCACAAACGACCACUUCCACAUCGACCUGGAGGACGAGGUGACGCGCGGCGCCAUCGUGCUGAAGGCGGGCGAGCUGCUGUGGCCGGCGCCGCCGCCGCCCAGCAUGGCCGCCGUCACCGCCGCGCCCGCCGCCGCCGCGCCAGUUAAGGUGGAACCGCCCAACCCUUUCAAUGACACUCUCAAGGACUCCUUCUUGUAUUCCACAGGGCUGGCUUCGCUAAUUGGCUUGGGCAUGGCAUCGCCCAACCCUGCAUUCACGACCAUGACCACGACACUCGCUCUAUCAGGCGUGGUGGGCUACCACACGGUGUGGGGCGUGGUGCCCGCGCUGCACUCGCCGCUCAUGUCCGUCACCAACGCCGUGUCGGGCAUCACGGCCGUGGGCGGGCUGCUGCUGAUGGGCGGCGGCUACGUCCCCGAGACUCCGGUGCAGUGGUUAGCGAGCACGGCCGCUCUCAUCUCGUUUGUAAACGUGUUUGGUGGAUUCUUGGUCACCCAGCGCAUGCUUGACAUGUUUAAAAGACCCGGUGACCCCCCAGAAUACGGAUACUUAUACUCCAUCCCAGCAGCGGCCUUACUUGGAGGUUACCUAGUUACAGCAAUGCAGGGCUACCCCGAGGUUCAUCAAAUGGCGUACUUGGCGUCCUCGCUGUGCUGCGUGGGCGCGCUGGCGGGGCUCAGCUCACAAACCACGGCGCGCAAGGGCAACUAUCUCGGAAUGAUUGGCGUCGCCGGGGGCAUCGCCGCGACGUUAGGCGCUUUGACGCCUAGUGCCGAGGUGCUGGCGCAAAUGCUGGGAGUCGCCGGCAUCGGUGGAUUGCUGGGAAGCACAAUCGCCAAGAAAAUCGAGAUUACAGACCUGCCUCAACUUGUUGCUGGUUUCCACAGUUUGGUGGGCCUGGCCGCAGUGCUGACGUGCCUGGCUACGUACAUGCACGACUUCCCGGCUAUGGCGCUGGACCCAACGGCCGCCACUCUUAAGACCUCGCUGUUCCUCGGGACCUACAUCGGUGGAAUUACUUUCACCGGUUCGCUAGUAGCGUACGGCAAGCUGCAGGGGUCGCUGUCGUCGGCGCCGCUGCUGCUGCCGGGCCGGCACGCCCUCAACGCGGCGCUGCUGGCGGGCUCGCUGGGCUGCGGCGGCGCGCUGCUCGCGCUGCCCGACGCGCCCGGCCUGCCGCUGCUCUCCGCCGCCGCCGUGCUCAGCGGCAUACAGGGGCUCACGCUCACCGCUGCUAUCGGAGGAGCUGACAUGCCGGUGGUGAUCACAGUCCUGAACAGUUACUCGGGCUGGGCGCUGUGCGCCGAAGGCUUCAUGCUCAACAACUCGCUCAUGACCAUCGUGGGCGCUCUCAUCGGCAGCUCCGGUGCCAUUCUGUCCUACAUCAUGUGCAAGGCGAUGAACCGCUCGCUACCCAACGUGAUCCUGGGCGGGUACGGCGUGACGAGCAGCGGCUCGGCGCGGCCGGCGGGCGCCACGCACACCGAGCUCAACGUCGACUCCGUCGCCGACCUCAUCUCCCGCGCCUCCAACAUCAUCAUUACACCCGGUUACGGUCUGUGCGUUGCCAAAGCACAGUACCCAAUCGCCGAGUUGGUGGACAUGCUUAAGAAACAAGGCAAAAAAGUGCGCUUUGCGAUCCACCCUGUUGCAGGUCGCAUGCCGGGACAACUGAACGUGCUGCUGGCCGAGGCCGGCGUGCCGUACGACGACGUGCUGGAGAUGGAUGAAAUCAACGACGACUUCCCCGACACAGACCUCGUGCUAGUUAUUGGUGCCAAUGAUACUGUGAACAGUGCUGCCGAGACUGACCCCAACUCUCCCAUAGCCGGAAUGCCUGUACUCAAAGUGUGGAAAUCCCAACAGGUGGUAGUCAUGAAACGAUCCAUGGGAGUUGGAUAUGCGGCUGUGGACAACCCGAUUUUCUACAAUCCGAACACGGCUAUGUUGCUGGGUGACGCCAAGAAGACCUGUGACGCCCUCCUGGAGAGGGUCAAGCACCUCACCGCGUGAGCUCCACACAUUACAUCGACAGUGGACGAUUACUAUAACUACACUGGUAAUUGGGGAUGAGAUCUUUACUACUUCAACGAAUAAGGCUGCGACUACAAUGUGGGACUGAUUUUAUGUUAAUGAAUUAUGUACUUGUUUUUCCAAAUGAUUCAAUAUCAGUGUAACAAUAAUUAAAUUAUUAAACUUGUAUAAUAUUCUAAGUGAUAUCUAAUCUAACUAUCUAGUCUUUUCAAAAAUAUAAUUGUUUGCCAAUUGUUUGCCAUACAAAUUAUAUACUUAAUCAGUCUUCCAUUUAAUGAUUGAUAAAGUUUUAUUCGAUAUUUUUAUUUAAAAAAUAUGGUUUAUCGAUAAUAAUAUCAAUAAUACAUGUUCAUAAAUAACUGAGAACAAGCCAAUCUCUUUUUUAAUAUUGUUCUGUAUUAUAAACCAAUUCAUAAUUUUUUAAAUAUUUUUUAUCAACAUGAAUGUAUGAAUUUAUUAGCGUAACGUGUGGAUGGUUUAUAAUCAAUUAUAUUGUUACCAGAGUAUCCUCCCUUCACAUUCCAUUAUAUACUAUUAUUAUUUUACUUGGAAACAGGAGGCGUAGUAUGGAAUUUGUUUACCUAAUCGUCGAUAAAGUACCUAUCUGUCACUGGUCAGAGAGACGCGCGCUUUGUCUAUUGAAAUAAUCUGCUGGGCCAACGUAGACCUGACGGUUUUGUGAGCAUAAGCGUGCAUUUAAAAUAUGGAUAAGUACCUAGUUAUAUUAAUAGUUUAAUCGCCACAUGCACCAUCCCACUAACCCAGGGUUAACCGGUUACCCAUAGUCAAAUUGUACUGGUAACCAUAGUAACUCCAGCCACUUACUCCAACAGCUUAACUGGUUAGCCACGGGUUAGUAGGAUGGUGCAAGUGGCCCUAAGUGUUUUUUUUCAACUUUUACUAUAUUUUUACCCUAUGUGCCAUUAUUACUGAGAUAUACUUGGAUAUUUAUAUGCCCGCAACCCAUUUCGUUGCGGGAUUUGCGCAAACAUGGAUUCAUCACUUUCGUUUGUGAUAUUAAUUAAAGUGAAGCAUGUCAUGGUGCCGGCAUACUUAAUUUCGGAAAUAUCUGGUUGUAUCUGGCAACCAUUAAUUGGUAGACUUAUGUGCGUAAAUGAAGUUUAUUUUCGAAGUAAUUUUAAGUUUUUUACAGGAAGAUAAAAUCAUAACAGCCCUAAACUAUGAACUGAUGCACACUCUACACACUACUACUACAGAGGGCCUACCGCGAACCACGUUCUGUCGCACUUGUAAAGUACGUAAUUGUGACAGGGAGGGAGGCAACAUGCCGAACCUAAUUCGCCGUAGGCUCUCUGGACAGCUUGAUGUUUAACAACAGGCAAUAAUUCAACUCAUCAAUGUAAUAGAUAACUUGCUAGAUGCUAGUACUUAAGAUCCUGAUAAACUAUUUCUGUACCUAAUGUUCUAUGACAUUCUUUUAAAGCAAUUAAUAAACAAUUCAAUAAGAAUA
This is a messenger RNA of Cydia pomonella (codling moth), 5032 nucleotides long. Its product is annotated as NAD(P) transhydrogenase, mitochondrial-like. Lineage: Eukaryota; Metazoa; Arthropoda; Insecta; Lepidoptera; Tortricidae. The record is from RefSeq and is a predicted model, not a curated record. Gene Ontology annotation, molecular function: NADP binding; NAD binding. The transcript is spliced from 23 exons. Gene Ontology annotation, biological process: proton transmembrane transport; NADPH regeneration. Gene Ontology annotation, cellular component: mitochondrial inner membrane. The coding region runs from base 121 to 3540 and encodes 1139 amino acids.